Messenger RNA from Coregonus clupeaformis (lake whitefish), 2900 nucleotides. Its product is annotated as lysophosphatidic acid phosphatase type 6. Gene Ontology annotation, molecular function: phosphatase activity. Bases 311 to 1585 code for a protein of 424 amino acids. The transcript has 11 exons. Gene Ontology annotation, biological process: dephosphorylation. The record is from RefSeq and is a predicted model, not a curated record. Lineage: Eukaryota; Metazoa; Chordata; Actinopteri; Salmoniformes; Salmonidae.
GAAACGACAGGGUAUGGCCUAUCUUUGUUAACUUAUAAAACAUAUUUGUAAAAAGUGGCGUAAUACAGUUUAUGGGGGGAGAGGGAAAUGACGCAUUUGGGCAGCUUUUUCGGGAAGAGUAGUUUACCGCUACCAUUGAUUCGCUUUCAAAGCAUGGAUCAUACCAGAAAGGACUACAUAUUCCAAAAAACCUUUUGUCCUUAACCGGUGCCGUGUUUUCAAAAUAGCCGGAGUUAGUCCAUAGCGGAUUUUUAUCUGAAAUAUUUGUUGGCUAGCAAACUGUUCCAGUGCUUAUUAAAACACAGUAAUCAUGAGGAUGAGGAACCUCUGGACCAAAGCUGGUGUUCUGGGCUCGGUGUCCAUGGCGUUCGGAUCCAUGCUCUGGUCUCAGAAGAAGACGGAAACUAAUCAGACGGGUUCGAACCCCGCAUGCACGGAACCACCUUCUCCUUACGAGCUCAAACUCGUGCAAGUCCUGUUCCGCCACGGAGCCCGAACUCCGCUGAAGUCUAUACCGGAUGUCAUGGAGGCCCAGUGGGUGCCUAACCUCCUGGAACCCCCAGCACACACACAGAUCAACUACGUGGUGACAGACCUGGAAGGAGGUCCACGGCCCUCCUCACCGGUGGAGGACAGCUACCGGGCCAACAUAUUGACCGGGGGUACGUACCCAGGUCAGUUGACCACGGUGGGCAUGCAGCAGCUGUAUGAGCUGGGAGAGAGGCUGAGGAAGAGGUACAUCCAGGACACGGCCUUCCUCAACCCCACCUUCAGCCCUACAGAGGUCUAUGUGCGUUCCACUAACAUUGUGAGGACAAUAGAGUCUGCCAAGUGCCUGGUGGCAGGGCUGUUCCAACAAAGCCAGAGAGACAUGGUUUCCAUUCUGACGACUGAGGCAGAGUCAGAGAUCCUGUACCCUAACUACCACGGGUGCAGACUGCUCAAACUCCUCAGCGGUCAUCGCUGGGCGGAGUCGUCCACUCUGCCAGACAUCGCUGCGGACCUGAGGAGCAUCCAGAGUGCUCUGGGCAUCGCUGCCCACCAACGGGUUGACUUCAUCCUCAUCAGGGACGACAUGGUGGCCAGAGAGACACAUGGCCUGCCCUGCCCACCAGCCCUGGACUCCUGGAGGAACACCGUGGAGCAGAGGGCUGUGGAGAUGAUAUGUCACAUCUACGAACCCAGCAAGAGGGAGAACCUGCAGCUGUGUGUGGGUCCCCUCUUCCACACCCUGAUGGGUAACAUAGAAGACCAACUACAGGGCACAACCUCAGAGCCCAACAGGAAGCUGUUCCUGUACUCUGCCCACGACACCACUCUGAUGCCCUGUCUCAUGGCUCUGGGUGUUUUUGACAUGCGAUGGCCACCGUACGCCGCUGACAUCACCCUGGAGCUGCAUCAACACAGGCAGACCAAAGAGGCCUUCAUUAAAGUGUCCUACAUUGGCAAGGACCAGUUGAUUCCAGGCUGUAGUGGAGUCUACUGCCCCCUGCAGGAAUUCAAGCAGGCCUUCUCUAACUACUCUCUGACCUCUGAACUCUACGAGUCGCUCUGCAACCGCACAGAGAGCGUGGCCGAACCCUGAGGCUUUUGCACUCUCACUGUUACCAGCCACCGUGUUUACAUCCCACCAGACAUCCACUCUCCAGCCCUAGUCUAGCAUUAGCCAGUGUAUUAGAGUAUGUAGUAUGUUAGGAUACCUCACUGUUUAAACCAUGGGUGGGCAAACUUUUUGGCUCGAGGGCCAUAUCGGGAUUUCGAAAUUCGAUGGAGGGCCGCACAGAUUAUUUUUGGACAUUUUUUUAAAAUAAAUUUGCUGGCCAGAAAAGAAGUCAUAAUUUUUACAUACUUUUUAUCUAGUUUUAGACAUUCAAGUGUGGCCUGGAGUGUUUUUGAUAACCAAAAUUAUAAUUCCCCCCCACAUUUAUUUUAUUAUAAUUUUUAGCUCCUGCGGGCCGGAUUGAAUGGUCUCGCGGGCCAGAGUUUGCCCACCCCUGGUAUAAAUGCACAAAGGUAGCUUCACUGUCAAAGUGUAUAGCUGACUUUGAAACCACACCCAGGGCGAUAGGCAUCCUGUGUGGUACUGCUUCUACUGGUUACUGGUUAAGAUGGUCAGUUACGUGUGGCUCAGUUGGUAGAGCAUGGUACUUGCAACACCAGGUUUGUGGGUGUGAUUCCCAUGGGGGACCAGUACGAAAAUGUAUGCACACUUUGGAUAAGAGCGUCUGCUAAAUGACUAAAAUAUGAAGAUUAAGAAAGUUUUACUUUACAAAGUAAAUCUGAAUUAUAUUGAAAUAAUCUGGUGAUAUUAUGUCUAAAAAAAUAAGUGUAUUACCAAUUAUAUUAAUAAGUUUCUUUCUGCAACAGUACUAUGCACAGAUGUGCAUUUAUGUCCGUAGAUACACUGCUUUUACCUGGUUAUUACUUUAUGCACAGCACCAUAAAUGACAGGCACCAGAUUAUAAAUACUGUAUAUUGACUUUCUGAAAUGUUCUGGCUUUGUUGUUUUUCAGAGUGAACCAAAAUGCUUCAUAGCAAACUGCAAUCUUCUCCUCAGGGGAAAACCAAGCACUUCAUGUACAUAGUGUUCAUUAACAAAGGGUACCAAAAUGUAUGGCGUGUAUGAGAGUGUGUGUGUUUACCCACUCAGAAUCAUUCAUUUUAGAACCUUUUUAAAAAGGGAAUUAUUCUGCUUACGAUAUGUUGUGAGUGAAACAGUAGGUGCCUUCUUUUAGGAAUAUGUUGAUUAUAUUGAGUGUAUAAAUUAUAUGCAUGGAUAUAUGAGCAAAUAUACACUACACAUUGGAGUGAUUAUUUGUUGUAGGUCUCAUCAUGGGGAGUUGCCCUGAAAUUCUUAGACUUUAGAGUGGUGGUCAUUAAUAAAGAGUUGGUCAAUGCUU